AUGCCCGAAGACAAGACCAUCGCUGUUCCAUCUCCUACGGCCUUCUCCCAGAGCGAAAUCCGGGAACGGACGUUUAACCUAGCCUACAAAAUCUUGGAUACUCUCGGACUCCGCAUCUCUAGACUCAAUGACUUGGAGGCCCUUCUCGGUAACAUCGUCGAUACUCCUGAAACCGAGAAUUGUUGCCCACGUCCUGAUUUCGGCCCCAUGGCAGAAGAAUGCAUGAGCAAACUCCAGGGCCUUCAGCAGCUUGUAGAUGAGCGCCUGUUUGCCGGAAAGGCCUUCAUGCAACCCGUCGCCUUCGAUAGGCACGUCUCCUGGAUCACCCGUGAGGUCGAAAUGAGCAUCUCACGUACCAGAGGGUUUAUUGAGUGGGCUUUAGGGAAGCGCCCCGGCGAGAUUCCUUCGGAAAGACGCCUGCUGGCAAAGGGACCAAUGUAUAUGAACCUCGCCGGUCUCUAUGGCUCUUCAGAACUGCCAUCGCUGGCGACUUCAUUCGAUAGCAAGUCCUCAGACGAGGUCUUGCAGCAGGUAAAAGGCGUUCUCGAGACCCUCGAACUUCUUUUUGAACACGCCAAGGCCAUGACGCUGAUACUCCUCUCCUACGGCAAAGACAGAUUUUGGGAUGCUAAUGGGAUUCGUCACUUCCUUGAUUGCGCGGAGCAUUUGGCAUUCUUGCAGGGGUUUGUGCACAAUUCCCAGCGUGAUGGCCUGGCAAUCACCAAGUUCAUGGUUGACAAGUUUGACCAAUCCGCUGCCAGACUCGAUUGCUGUAUAAGAGCCUUUAUCAUGGCUUACGACACUCUUCCCAUGGGGGAUGUUCCAACUCAACAUGACAUAUCGUCACUGCAAGCUUCAUGCAAAGGCAAGAACCUUGACGGAGUUUACGCCCAGUAUAAGAGAGAUGAUAAGGCUAUGGAUUUGCUUUUCCGAAAAUACUGGAAAGUGAGGAAUCAUGCCGUAAAUCACGACCCGGCCGCGGCCCAGGAUUUGGAGGGCUGUGCCGAUACUACGGCUAUCCGAAAACGCCAGAUGGCUGCCGAAACCCUAAGGGAGAGAACUAGUAGAGGUGCGUGUUCUUGGAACAGCGGUUGUUCUAAGGCCUUGGGCCCUGACUUCAUCAAGGACGCCCUCGCGAUUCUUAACGGCCUACUCAGGGCUGACAUGGUGGCCUUGGAGAAACUCAUUUCGGGUCUCAAGGUAUUGUGCCCUAACUAA
Molecule: messenger RNA, 1218 nt
Organism: Fusarium vanettenii 77-13-4
Lineage: Eukaryota; Fungi; Ascomycota; Sordariomycetes; Hypocreales; Nectriaceae
Exons: 1
Coding region: 1-1218 (405 amino acids)
Source: RefSeq, a predicted model, not a curated record